Molecule: messenger RNA, 2304 nt
Organism: Megalops cyprinoides (Indo-Pacific tarpon)
Lineage: Eukaryota; Metazoa; Chordata; Actinopteri; Elopiformes; Megalopidae
Gene: kif6
Product: kinesin family member 6
Exons: 21
Coding region: 1-2304 (767 amino acids)
Biological process (GO): mitotic spindle organization; microtubule-based movement
Molecular function (GO): microtubule binding; microtubule motor activity; ATP binding
Source: RefSeq, a predicted model, not a curated record
AUGGUUAAGCAGACUAUUCAGAUUUUUGCCCGCAUCAGACCAACUAAGAAAACCACAUCGGUGUACUCCGUAGAUGAUGAUGAGGAGAAGGCCGGCUCCACUCUGGAGUUUGUGGUGCCGAGGGACCUAGCCGAUGGCUUCAUCAACAACAAAAAAGAGAGCUACAGAUUCAGGUUCCAGAAAGUGUUUGAUCAAGAAGCUAACCAGGACGAGAUCUUCGAGGCCAUCGCCAAGCCAGUUGCUGACAGUGUCCUGGGAGGAUACAAUGGCACCAUCUUUGCUUAUGGACAGACUGGUAGUGGGAAGACCUUCACCAUCACAGGAGGAGCUGAGCGCUACAGUGACCGUGGCAUCAUCCCUCGCACUCUUUCCUACAUUUACCAGCACUUUAGUCAGGACAGCAGUAAGAUGUACUCUGCCCACAUUUCCUACCUUGAGAUCUACAACGAGGAUGGCUACGAUCUGCUAGAUCCGCGUCAUGAGGCGUCUCGACUGGAGGACCUACCGAAAGUGACCAUCAUGGAGGAUGAAAAUCAAAAUAUCCAUCUGAAGAACCUGUCAAUCCAGCAAUCAGCCAAUGAAGAGGAGGCGCUCAACUUGCUUUUCCUGGGAGACACCAAUCGCAUGAUUGCUGAGACACCGAUGAACCAGGCGUCCACGCGAUCCCACUGCAUCUUCACCAUCCACGUGUGCAGCCGGGAGCCUGGUUCCUCCACGCUGCGCCGCUCCAAACUGCACCUGGUCGACCUGGCCGGGUCUGAACGCGUGGGGAAGACCGGUGUGGGCGGGCAGCUGCUGACAGAAGCCAAGUACAUCAACCUGUCACUGCACUUCCUGGAGCAGGUGAUUAUCGCGCUGUCAGAGAAGAACCGCUCGCAUAUUCCGUACCGGAACUCCAUGAUGACCUCUGUCUUGAGGGACAGCCUUGGCGGGAACUGCAUGACAACCAUGAUCGCCACCGUAUCCGUGGACAAAAGGAAUGUUGAUGAAUCCAUCUCCACCUGCCGCUUCGCCCAGAGGGUGGCGCUCAUCAGGAAUGAAGCCCUGCUCAACGAGGAGCUGGAUCCGGCUUUGUUGAUAAUUCGCCUGAAGCGUGAGAUUCAGUCCCUGAAAGAGGAGCUUGCCAUGGUGACAGGGGAGCAGAGGGAGGACCAGCUGACUGAAGAGGAGAUCCACAACUUAGAGGAGCAAGUGCAGAAGUUUGUGGAAGACCCUGAUCCCGAAGUCACUCUGGACCUGGGACCUGACAUGCGAAAGAUCCACCACUCCUUCUCCCUGCUCAAGGGGAUGGUGCGGGACAAGCUUUCCGGUGGGGGUGGGGACGGUGAGCCGCCUACACCCUCUGACAUCCCCAGCAAGCCGGGCAGCCCCCAGCCAGAGGAGGUGAAGAAGCUGAGAGAUAUUCUGCAGCAGCGGGACAAUGAGAUCAGUGUGCUGGUGAACAUGCUGAAGAAGGAGAAGAAGAAGGCCCAGGAUGCGGCCGCACAGCUGGCCGUUUUCAUCAACGGCCAACCACAAUCCUGGCAUUCCCUGCAGUCGUCCACAGCAAUGCCGGCUGAGUCCAGAAUGAGCCAGGACAAAGAGGCCGUCCCCUGUGACAGCGGCACUUCAAACGCACUGCACAGGAGACAAGGGCCGGAGCUGUCCAUGGGCCGGCAGGAGGCAUUUGAGAUCUUCAGGAGAGAUCAUGAGGACAGCGUGACCAUCGAUGACAACAAAGCCCUGCUCAAGCAGAGGUUCGCUGAAGCCAAGGCCCUCGGGGAGCAGGUGAACGACGCCAGGAGCAGAGUCAAUGAGCUGAAGUUGCAGCUGGAGAGGAGGAGGAGGCAGACGGCAGCUCAGGGGCUGGCGGACGGAAUCGCAGAACCUGUGGAGCCGGACCCUGUGGAGGAGAGACUCUGUGAACAGAUCGAGGAGGAAAAGAAGAGUUACAAGAGUACCUUUGGCCGUCUGAAGGCUCUGAAGACAGAGAUCGAGCACUUACAGCUGCUGCUGGAAAGGGCAAAGGUCAAGCUGCAGAGAGACUUCCAGGAGUGGUGGUCUCAGGAGUCAGCCAGGCUGCAGACGGCAGACCCGCGAGCCCUAGCCACUGCUGGCCCCUCGUCAUCCAUUCCACUGACUGGAGACAAGCGGACAGACGCAGACAUUAUGGCCUUCGUCCGAGCCAGACAAAAUCUUCUCAGCAGGACAGGUAGAGCCAGACCCCAGUUCUACAUUUCAUCACGGCUGCAGUGCUCCCCGUCCAUCACGCAGACAGCAGGGGCCAGUGGCAGCCCAUGUUUUCUUAUGAGUGUCAUCACCUAG